UAAUAAUAAUAAUAAUAAUAAUAGUAGCAAUGGUAGUAGUUAGGCAAACCAAAAUAUUUCAUGAAAACAACAACAGUACCCUCCCCCCCGCCUCAUAGACACACACACACACACUCACCAAUGGCAUUCGAAAUGAUCAAUUGAAGAAAUCAUGAAAUGAUUAAUAAUUAUUGAACAAAAAUUCAUUAAUCAUUUCAUUUAUUAUUGAAUUCAAUUCAUUAUUAUUUUUUUAGAAAAAAAAAUCGAUUAUGACUAUUGAUCUGAUCAUAAAUAAUAAUCAAUUACAAUUAUGUAAUAAUUUACAUGAAAGAGAUCAUGUCUCCUUUAUACAAUCGAUUAUAUCAGUGAUCCUAUUAAGUAUCAUAUGUUUAUUAGGUAUUAUUGGAAAUAGUUUAGUAAUUAUUGUUUAUUGUAUUAAACCUAAACAUUAUACUAAUCGUUAUAUAAUGAAUCAGCAUACAAUCAUCAAUAGUAACCAUAGUAAUAAUAAUAAUAAUAAUAAUAAUAAUAAUCCCUUGGAUACUAAAAUGACAAAAAAAUUUGGCACUCAUUCAAUUUCAUUGAAAUCAUAUAAAUUACCAUUAUAUAAAAAUAAAUUAAAUCAACAUAAUUUAAUAUUAUUAUUGGCAUUUAUUGAUUUAUUCACAUGUGUUUUUAUAUUACCAUGGGAUAUAUAUCGUGUUGCUAAUUAUGCCUAUGAUGAAACUAUUCCUAUCUUAUCUAUAAAUGAUAAUAAUAAUCUGAAUGAGAAUAAUUCUUCUGGAAACCAUAUUGAUAUAAAUUCUAAUAAAGGAUUCUAUAUAAAUUAUCAAUUAAAUAUUAUAUUAACAUUAUUACGUAAUAUUAUAUUUGCAUGUGAAGGUAGUGUAUUAACAGCGAUUGCAUUUGAACGUUAUAUAAUACUUGUUAAACAAGAUCUAUGUAAAUCAUCUCUAUGUUGUCAUCAUUUAUUGAAUAAUAAUAAUAAUAAUAAUAAUAAUAAUAAUAAUAAUAAUAAUAAUCAUAUCAGUUCAUUAAUUCAUAAGACUCCAUCAAUUCAUCAUACAAAUCAUUCGAAUGAAUUAACAAGAUCAUCUACAACAUUGAUGAAUGUCACUAAUGUGAAAGAUAAGCAUCAUUCAUUCUGUUCAUUGAAUAGAUGUAUUACAUCUAUAUUGAUUCUAGUAAUUAUUGGAACAUGUUUAUUUGAAUGUCUAUUGAUUAUAAUGGAAUUAAUGAAAUGGAAUUGUCAAUUGAUUGAACAAUUACGUGAAUUCAUUAAUCAAAUUUAUAUUCUAUUAACAUUUAUCUCAUUUAUUAUUAUAACAUAUUUAUAUGUAAGAAUAUUUAGAAUAGUUAAAGAGAAUGAUUUAAGAAAACAACGAUGGUUAACUACUAUUCAUCAUCAUAAUACAAAUUAUAGAUCAAUGAAGUUGUUGAAUAAAUCUAAUUCAUUUUUACAAUCAUCUAUCUCUAAUAAUAAUAAUGAAAUAGAACCAAUAUUAAAGGGAACAAAUCAACAUAACACCAAAAUACAUCAUUGUGAUACUGCACAAUCUAGAAGAUAUGGAUUAUCAUUUAGAUUAAUGAAACAAUUAAGUUGUGAUCAAGUGAUUACAAAACAACCAUCACCACCACCACCACAACAACAACAACAAGAACCACCACCACCAGCACAACAACAACAACAACAAGAACAAUGUUAUCAUCAACAUCAAUUAGAGACAAGUAUACAAUGGAAUAUAUUAAAAAGACGUAUUCUAUUAAAAACAUCAUCUAUAUCAACAUUAUUUGAACAUUCAAAAGCUAAAGAAGAAUCUAAUAAAUCUAUGAUAUCAAAACAUAAUAAUCAAUCUAUUGGAACAACAACAACGACAACAACACCAACGACAAUAUCGUCUUCAAUAUCUCCAUUAUCUGUAAAUCGUUUAUUAUCUAAACGUGUAACACGUAGUCAUCGUACAGGUUUAAUGAUAUUUAUUUCUACUGUAAUAUUUUAUGCUACAUUAUUUCCUGUUUUAUGGUAUAGUUCUAAUCAGAUUAUUUUCUUAAAAGGAAAACAACCAAACAAAACAAUAAAAGUAGUAACUAUAACGAUAAUAACAGAGACAGCGACAACAACAACGACAGCUACGACGACAGCAACAACAACUACAGCGAGAAAAAUAGCAACAGCAACGACAACGACAGAGACAACAACGACAGCUACGACGACGACAACAACAACUACAGAGAGAAAGAUAGCAACAGCAACGAUAAUGACAGCAACGACAACGACAGAGACAACAACGACAGCUACGACGACGACAACAACAACUACAGAGAGAAAAAUAGCAACAGCAACGACAACGACAGCAACGACAACGACAGAGACAACAACGACAGCUACGACGACGACAACAACAACUACAGAGAGAAAGAUAGCAACAGCAACGACAACGACAGCAACAACAACGACAGAGACAACAACGACAGCUACGACGACGACAACAUCAACUACAGAGAGAAAGAUAGUAACAGCAACGACAACGACAGCAAUAACAACAACAGCAGCAUAUUUUUCACAAUAUGGAAAAAUUGAAACUUGA
This is a messenger RNA of Schistosoma curassoni, 2567 nucleotides long. The record is from the annotation of a GenBank genome assembly. NCBI's taxonomy places the organism in Eukaryota, Metazoa, Platyhelminthes, Trematoda, Strigeidida, Schistosomatidae.